Molecule: messenger RNA, 4255 nt
Organism: Carassius gibelio (silver crucian carp)
Lineage: Eukaryota; Metazoa; Chordata; Actinopteri; Cypriniformes; Cyprinidae
Product: fibroin heavy chain-like
Exons: 1
Coding region: 240-4091 (1283 amino acids)
Cellular component (GO): extracellular region
Molecular function (GO): peptidase inhibitor activity
Source: RefSeq, a predicted model, not a curated record
UAAGUAAGGGUGUUCCAUGACUGGAAUUGAGAACCACUGACUUGGAAUGGAAUUCUUUCUUUAGAUAAAACUUGCCAUUCACCAACCCUGAUCAAAGCCGCCUACCUCAGAUUUUUCUAAUGAUCCCAAAGACAUUGACUGGCACUGAUUAACAUGCUCGGGUGUGUUUGACUAGGGUUGGAGCUAAACUCUGCAGGAAUGUGGAUCUCGAAGUCCAGAUUUAAGGAUCUCUGGUCUAUAUGCACAAACUAAAGCUGACUAUCUGUGUUCAUGCAGUGAAGCCAGGUCAAUGUCCCAUACCGGAGAUGAUCCCACUCUGUGCUGAUAGCUGUUUCAAUGAUGGCCAGUGUCCUGCCACACAGAAAUGUUGCCCAACCACCGGUGGCUUUGCAUGCAGUGAACCGCGUGGCCAGGGAAGAGGUCAGGCAACUUGCCAUGGAAACGGUUCUGGCCAGGGAAGCGGCUAUGGCCAGGGCGCAGGUCAGGGAAGCGGCUAUGGCCAGGGCGCGGGUCAGGGAAGCGGCUAUGGCCAGGGCGCGGGUCAGGGAAGCGGCUAUGGCCAGGGCGCAGGUCAGGGAAGCGGCUUUGGCCAGGGUGCAGGACAGGGUGCUGGCCAGGGAAGCGGCUAUGGCCUGGGAAGCGGCUAUGGCCAGGGUGCAGGAGCUGGACAGGGAAGUGGCGCAGGAGUUGGACAGGGAAGCGGCUAUGGCCAGGGCGCUGGAGCAGGACAGGGAAGCGGCUAUGGCCAGGGCGCUGGAGCAGGACAGGGAAGCGGCUAUGGCCAGGGCGCUGGAGCAGGACAGGGAAGCGGCUAUGGCCAGGGCGCUGGAGCAGGACAGGGAAGCGGCUAUGGCCAGGGCGCAGGAGCUGGACAGGGAAGCGGCUAUGGCCAGGGCGCAGGAGCUGGACAGGGAAGCGGCUAUGGCCAGGGCGCAGGAGCUGGACAGGGAAGCGGCUAUGGCCUGGGCGCAGGAGCAGGACAGGGAAGCGGCGCAGGACAGGGAAGCGGCGCAGGACAGGGAAGCGGCGCAGGACAGGGAAGCGGCGCAGGACAGGGAAGCGGCGCAGGAGCAGGACAGGGAAGCGGCUAUGGCCUGGGCGCAGGAGCUGGACAGGGAAGCGGCGCUGGAGCAGGACAGGGAAGCGGCGCUGGAGCAGGACAGGGAAGCGGCGCUGGAGCAGGACAGGGAAGCGGCUAUGGCCAGGGCGCUGGAGCAGGACAGGGAAGCGGCUAUGGCCAGGGCGCAGGAGCAGGACAGGGAAGCGGCGCAGGAGCAGGACAGGGAAGCGGCGCAGGAGCAGGACAGGGAAGCGGCGCAGGACAGGGAAGCGGCGCAGGACAGGGAAGCGGCGCAGGAGCAGGACAGGGAAGCGGCUAUGGCCAGGGCACAGGAGCAGGACAGGGAAGCGGCGCAGGAGCAGGACAGGGAAGCGGCUAUGGCCAGGGCACAGGAGCAGGACAGGGAAGCGGCGCUGGAGCAGGACAGGGAAGCGGCUAUGGCCAGGGCACAGGAGCAGGACAGGGAAGCGGCGCAGGAGCAGGACAGGGAAGCGGCGCAGGAGCUGGACAGGGAAGCGGCUAUGGCCAGGGCACAGGAGCAGGACAGGGAAGCGGCGCUGGAGCAGGACAGGGAAGCGGCUAUGGCCAGGGCGCAGGAGCAGGACAGGGAAGCGGCGCAGGACAGGGAAGCGGCGCAGGAGCAGGACAGGGAAGCGGCGCAGGAGCUGGACAGGGAAGCGGCUAUGGCCUGGGCGCAGGAGCUGGACAGGGAAGCGGCGCUGGAGCAGGACAGGGAAGCGGCGCUGGAGCAGGACAGGGAAGCGGCGCUGGAGCAGGACAGGGAAGCGGCGCUGGAGCAGGACAGGGAAGCGGCUAUGGCCAGGGCGCUGGAGCAGGACAGGGAAGCGGCUAUGGCCAGGGCGCAGGAGCAGGACAGGGAAGCGGCGCAGGAGCAGGACAGGGAAGCGGCGCAGGAGCAGGACAGGGAAGCGGCGCAGGACAGGGAAGCGGCGCAGGACAGGGAAGCGGCGCAGGAGCAGGACAGGGAAGCGGCUAUGGCCAGGGCACAGGAGCAGGACAGGGAAGCGGCGCAGGAGCAGGACAGGGAAGCGGCUAUGGCCAGGGCGCUGGAGCAGGACAGGGAAGCGGCGCUGGAGCAGGACAGGGAAGCGGCGCUGGAGCAGGAGCCGGACAGGGAAGCGGCGCUGGAGCAGGAGCCGGACAGGGAAGCGGCGCUGGAGCAGGAGCCGGACAGGGAAGUGGCGCUGGAGCAGGAGCAGGAGCAGGACAGGGAAGUGGCGCUGGAGCAGGAGCAGGACAGGGAAGUGGCGCUGGAGCAGGACAGGGAAGUGGCGCUGGCCAGGGCGCUGGAGCAGGAGCCGGACAGGGAAGUGGCGCUGGAGCAGGAGCCGGACAGGGAAGUGGCGCUGGAGCAGGAGCCGGACAGGGAAGUGGCGCUGGAGCAGGAGCAGGACAGGGAAGUGGCGCUGGAGCAGGAGCAGGACAGGGAAGUGGCGCUGGAGCAGGAGCAGGACAGGGAAGCGGCGCUGGCCAGGGUGCUGGAGCAGGACAGGGAAGCGGCGCUGGCCAGGGCUCUGGAGCAGGACAGGGAAGCGGCGCUGGCCAGGGCUCUGGAGCCGGACAGGGAAGCGGCGCUGGCCAGGGCUCUGGAGCCGGACAGGGAAGCGGCGCUGGCCAGGGCUCUGGAGCCGGACAGGGAAGCGGCGCUGGCCAGGGCUCUGGAGCCGGACAGGGAAGCGGCGCUGGGGCAGGAGCCGGACAGGGAAGCGGCGCUGGGGCAGGAGCCGGACAGGGAAGCGGCGCUGGCCAGGGUGCUGGAACAGGAGCAGGACAGGGAAGUGGCGCUGGAGCAGGAGCCGGACAGGGAAGUGGCGCUGGAGCAGGACAUGGAAGCGGCUAUGGCCAGGGCGCAGGAGCUGGACACGGAAGCGGCGCUGGAGCAGGAGCAGGACACGGAAGCGGCACUGGAGCAGGACAGGGAAGCGGUGCUGGCCAGGGAGCUGGAGCAGGACAGGGAAGCGGCGCUGGAGCAGGACAGGGAAGCGGCUAUGGCCAGGGCGCUGGAGCAGGACAGGGAAGCGGCGCUGGAGCAGGACAGGGAAGCGGCGCUGGAGCAGGACAGGGAAGCGGCGCUGGAGCAGGACAGGGAAGCGGCGCUGGAGCAGGACAGGGAAGCGGCGCUGGAGCAGGACAGGGAAGCGGUUAUGGCCAGGGCGCUGGAGCAGGACAGGGAAGCGGCGCUGGAGCAGGACAGGGAAGCGGCGCUGGAGCAGGACAGGGAAGCGGCGCUGGAGCAGGACAGGGAAGCGGCGCUGGAGCAGGACAGGGAAGCGGCGCUGGAGCAGGACAGGGAAGCGGCGCUGGAGCAGGACAGGGAAGCGGCUAUGGCCAGGGCGCUGGAGCAGGACAGGGAAGCGGCUAUGGCCAGGGCGCUGGAGCAGGACAGGGAAGCGGCGCUGGAGCAGGACAGGGAAGCGGCGCUGGAGCAGGACAGGGAAGCGGCUAUGGCCAGGGCGCUGGAGCAGGACAGGGAAGCGGCGCUGGAGCAGGACAGGGAAGCGGCUAUGGCCAGGGCGCUGGAGCAGGACAGGGAAGCGGCGCUGGCCAGGGCGCUGGAGCAGGACAGGGAAGUGGCGCUGGAGCAGGACAGGGAAGCGGCUAUGGCCAGGGCGCUGGAGCAGGACAGGGAAGCGGCGCUGGAGCAGGACAGGGAAGCGGCUAUGGCCAGGGCGCUGGAGCAGGACAGGGAAGCGGCUAUGGCCAGGGCGCUGGAGCAGGACAGGGAAGCGGCUAUGGCCAGGGCGCUGGAGCAGGACAGGGAAGCGGCGCUGGAGCAGGACAAGGAAGCGGCUAUGGCCAGGGCGCUGGAGCAGGACAGGGAAGCGGCUAUGGCCAGGGCGCUGGAGCAGGACAGGGAAGCGGCUAUGGCCAGGGCGCUGGAGCAGGACAGGGAAGCGGCGCUGGAGCAGGACAAGGAAGCGGCUAUGGCCAGGGCGCUGGAGCAGGAGCAGGACAGGGAAGUGGUCAAGGGAAGUGUCGGGGAUGUGGCAAAGGUCAAUGUCGCCUUUAGGGACAUGUUCAUGGGAAUUUUGCAUAAUACUUUCUGGGGGUCUUUUCCAAUGCUUUUGUUCAGAUGUCAUGUUUUCCCUGUUUGCUCAAACUGUUUAGAAAGAUUUUCUGACUCUCUCUACCACUACUAUCACCUCAAAUAAAUAAAAAAUUGCUUGAUUUGAA